GACAUCAGAGUUCAAAGGUCAGAUUGAAAUGAGAGGCACACGUAAGUGGCAAUGAGGAGCUGAAGAGGUGAGCAGAUCAUUCAGGAAAGUGAAGAGUGGAGAGCAUCAUGGUCGCCAUCUCAGAGUUUCAGAAGAUCGGCGUGGGUUUGUCAGGCUUUGGCAUAUUCUUCCUGCUGUUUGGAGUGUUGUUGUACUUUGACUCUGUCUUGCUGGCAUUUGGUAACAUCUUGUUCCUGACUGGUCUGGCUUUCAUCAUUGGCCUGAGGAGAACAGCUCACUUCUUCUUCCAGAGGCAAAAGCUUAGAGCGUCCUCCUUUUUCCUGGGUGGUGUGGCUUUAGUGGUGCUCCGAUGGCCACGCAUAGGCAUGCUCGUGGAGAGUUACGGCUUUGUGCUUCUGUUUAAGUCAUUCUUCCCACUGGCUUUUGGAUUUCUUGGAACAGUAUUGAAUUUGCCAUUCCUCACUACACUAUUUAACUCAGGAAGCAGCUCCUCUAUGGUGUAAGAGUUCUCACAAAGAUGACGGCACAGUGAAGCAUGACGACACCAAGAUAUGAGUGUAGAUCCAAUGCUGUGGUGUGUGGCAGCUUUUGGGGAACAACAGUUUAAAAAGUCAUAUCCAGGAAGCACACCAUGAACUCAUCGAUCACCCAAGUGUGAAACGCAUGUGUUUGUUUUUUCCGUCUGUGUGGAAUGUGUACUAUUUUAAGAAUAUUUUCAUUUGUGUAUUAUUUUUGAAUAAACCCAGUGUUAUUUUUAAA
Pangasianodon hypophthalmus (striped catfish) is the source of this 759-nucleotide messenger RNA. It is a transcript of the gene golt1a, whose product is annotated as golgi transport 1A. The transcript has 5 exons. The record is from RefSeq and is a predicted model, not a curated record. Gene Ontology annotation, cellular component: membrane; endoplasmic reticulum. NCBI's taxonomy places the organism in Eukaryota, Metazoa, Chordata, Actinopteri, Siluriformes, Pangasiidae. The coding region runs from base 108 to 503 and encodes 131 amino acids. Gene Ontology annotation, biological process: retrograde transport, endosome to Golgi; endoplasmic reticulum to Golgi vesicle-mediated transport.